Onychostoma macrolepis is the source of this 5813-nucleotide messenger RNA. RefSeq names its product phosphoinositide-3-kinase, regulatory subunit 2 (beta) (gene pik3r2). Gene Ontology annotation, cellular component: phosphatidylinositol 3-kinase complex. Gene Ontology annotation, biological process: insulin receptor signaling pathway; phosphatidylinositol phosphate biosynthetic process. The transcript is spliced from 16 exons. Lineage: Eukaryota; Metazoa; Chordata; Actinopteri; Cypriniformes; Cyprinidae. The coding region runs from base 667 to 2844 and encodes 725 amino acids. Gene Ontology annotation, molecular function: 1-phosphatidylinositol-3-kinase regulator activity; protein binding. The record is from RefSeq and is a predicted model, not a curated record.
ACGCUUCAUGUGUUAACCGAGAUUUACUCUUUCGGCCGUUUUCGGCUCAUUCCGCUAUUCUCCGUUCCGCUUUCUCUAGUUCUCACGCAGUCCUGUCCUGCUCUGGAAAAUGGCAGUUCGGCAAGUUGAAAAGAUUCGUGCGGAAUGAAAAGGAAAAAGAAAUCAAUCCUGUACUCUGCUGAGGGAGUAGAUGGGAAUUGAAAAACUGAGUCCUGCCGAGUGUUAGGAUCGCACGCGCGAAAGAAAACCGUCAACGCUUUUGCAACGACUUGCCACGGUCAUCACAUUACACUGGGAGGAUCACAUCUUGAGAGGGAAUGUUGAGCAACCUGCUAUAAGACGACACCAGCUGAUUUGGCCAAAUAAAUCUGUGAAGGACUUCAUUCUUUAUUUCUUUUUUUCCGGAGCCUGAAUGAGCAUGCUGCAUUCCCUCUGUUCCAUCAUUUGGUUGAACCGUGGGUUCAAGUUGAGAAAAGUGGCCUGCUCGGCCAACACCGGUCAGGUCUAAGCCGUUGCUACCGCGCAUGCCCGUUUAUGAGCUCCGGUCAGAAGUGCUUAGCUUUUAACCAAACGUCCCACGGUACGACAUCAUUCGCACCCUCGCAAAGUUUCAUCCCCAGUCCGACGCUCUUCUGCCUGGGGUGAUUGUCAGUUCAUACUCUGAAAAUGGCUGCCGAUUGCUUCCAGUAUAGAUCUCUGUACUCCUACUCUAAGGACUGGGAGGAUGACAUUGACCUUGAGCCUGGUGAUAUCCUGACGGUCGACAAAGCGUCUCUGCUGUCACUGGGCAUCAAAGAGGGAGAGGAGGAGCACCCAGAAUGCAUCGGCUGGAUCUUGGGCUUUAACGAGCGAACCAAACAGAGGGGAGACUUUCCAGGGACGUACGUGCAGUAUGUGGGACCUGUGAAAAUGUCAGUACCGUCCUGCCAGCCUCGUUCUCAGAGACCGCUUCCUGCUGUUCCCAGACCUGAGCCAAUAGCCUCCUCGCAGGUUUCUCCAGUCCUGGACUUGACCAAAGAGUUCACACACCUGGAAACCGUUCCUUCUAAUCUUAUUAAGUUGGUUGACGCAAUUGAGCGGACAGGUCUGGACUCUAGGACACUAUACAGGACAGCCGCUGCUUCAGCCUCUGACAGACAGAGCCUCGCUGAGCUGCAGGAGUUGGACGUGGGACAGUGGGACAUUCAUGCCCUCUCGGAGGCUCUCAUUCGGUACCUGCAGGAACUUCCUGCCCCCAUCAUCCCUCCCUCUGUUUAUACAGACCUUCAGGCAGCAGUGCAGCUAGAAUCAGACAUCCCCUCCGCGAGGAGACGAGAGCAGCUGCUGCAGGUGCUGGAGAAGCCUGAAGUUCCACUGCCGAACCUCCUGACGCUGCAUUAUUUGCUCAGACACCUGGAGAAGGUCUGCCAGCACGCGGAGCAGAACGGCCUCGACAUUCACACCCUCGGCCAAGUCUUUGGCCCUCUGCUGAUCAGGGGCCCUGUGAGCGGGUCAGAGGAAGAUGAGGGGUUUCCUGCGGUUGCAGUUGAGAGACUUCUUUUGGAGAGUAUUUGGGAACAAGAGCCGACUCCUCCCGCUCUCCCUCCUAAACCGCCCAAAGCUAAAGCCAUGGCCUCAUCUGUGACCAAUGGAAACAACAGCUUACUGAGUGAAGCCGAAUGGUACUGGGGAGAAAUUUCAAGAGAGGAGGUGAAUGACAAGAUGAGAGACACUCCUGAUGGUACGUUCCUAGUGCGGGACGCAUCAAGCAAAGUGCAGGGAGAGUAUACCUUGACCCUCAGGAAAGGAGGCAAUAACAAACUGAUCAAAAUUUUUCACCGCGGGGGGAAGUAUGGCUUCUCAGAGCCUCUUACUUUUCUCUCUGUGGUGGAGCUCAUCAACCACUACCGGCAUGAGUCACUGGCCCAGUACAACGCCAAGCUGGACACUCGUCUGCUCUUCCCCGUGUCUAAAUAUCAGCAGGAUCAGGUGGUGAAAGAGGACAGUAUCGAGGCGGUAGGAGAGCAGCUGAAGGUUUAUCACGAGCAGUAUCAGGAGAAGAGUCGUGAAUAUGAUGUACUGUAUGAAGAAUACACACGCACAUCACAAGAGCUCCAGAUGAAACGAACAGCCAUAGAGGCCUUUAAUGAGACCAUCAAGAUCUUUGAGGAGCAGUGCGAGACCCAGGAGCGCCUCAGCAGAGAAAACAUUGAGAAGUUUCGCAGAGAAGGCAACGACAAGGAGAUUGAGAGAAUUCAGAGCAACUCUGAGAAGCUGAAAUCCAGAGUGACAGAGAUUCAUGACAGCAAGAGGAAGUUGGAACUGGACUUGAAGCGACAAGCUACAGACAAUCGAGAGAUAGACAAGAGGAUGAACAGCUUGAAACCAGACCUCAUACAGCUGAGGAAGCUACGGGACCAAUACCUUGUAUGGUUGACUCAGAAAGGCACCAAACAAAGGAAGAUCAAUGACUGGCUGGGUAUAAAGAACGAAUCAGAGGACUUCUAUUCUCUGUUGGAUGACGAUGACGAUCAAGCACAUCACGACGAGUGCACCUGGUACGUUGGGGACAUAAAGCGCACACAGGCGGAGGAUCUCCUGAGAGGCAAACGAGACGGCACCUUCCUCAUCAGAGAGAGCCAGACCCAGAAGGGCUCCUUCGCCUGCUCUGUAGUCGUGGAUGGAGAGAUCAAACAUUGUGUGGUUUACAAGACAGCCACCGGUUUUGGAUUUGCUGAGCCCUACAACCUUUACGGUUCCUUGCAAGACUUGGUCCUGCACUACAAACACACCUCUCUGGUCCAGCACAACGACUCACUGAAUGUAACCCUGGCCUACCCGGUCCUCACACAGCAGCCUAGAUGAGCACCGCAACACGAGACGGCCCAGGACACGCAUAUAAAGCAUGAUUAAGCACAUUAUACGGAGCAAACUAUACUAACAACGAACUUUUAUGUUUAUCGUAGAGAACAGAUAAGCACAGUAUAUUAUCGUAAGUAAACGUACGGCUUUUUUGUAAGCCCAUAGUUUUCCGUAUCAAUCAAAGUCAGCUGCAGUAAUUAUGGUGAGAUCACAGCUACUCUGUAUUUGUUGUUCCAACACACGAGAGAGGAAAGUAAGGAGAGGAAAGUGUCACGUGAUUGGUGUUGUAGUCCUGGAUAUUUUCGUUGAGGACACUGGAUGAGGAAUUAAUUGAAAGUUGCAGCUGUUGAUAAUCAAUCUUUUAGCUGUUAUGUCACUGUGUAUUUGUUUGGUAGUUUGCUUCUGCCAACCAUAUAGAUUCCUCUUUAUGUGAGUUGUCCUAUAGAAGAUGUGAAACAAACCUUUUUUUUUUAUAUCAGACGUGGUCGAGGGACACUGAAGUCCUUUUAGCUUCUGUUCUGCCUCUUUAAAGCUAGUCGUCAUGGUCAGAAUAAAUAGCCAUCAACAAUUGAGUGCUUUUCUUUGAGAAGUUACACCACAGAGUUGGAAGUCUGGCAUCUUAAUGGUUUCUGUGGGCUGGUAUUGGUGCUUCCUGGUGCUUUAUUUUUGACUCUUGUAACGUGAGAUUAAUGCAUAGCUAUAGCGAACUGUUAAGAUCCAGAGCAGAACAAAGGUGAUCCCAAAGCAACAACGCGCACAGGAGCUUCCACUCGCUUAGAUAGAUUUAAAGAGGCAUAGCAGGUUAUUCAACAGGCACAAGCAAAAAUGGAAUGGAAAACCCUCUUGUGAUUUUUAAACCAGGAUAUGAUUAUAGAUUUUCGAGGAGAUUAUCAGGUGGAAUAUGUUAUGUUUGUAAUAGGAAAUGAGUUCUAAUGUUUGUUGGGCGUUUUGUAACUGUACACCCCUUAGUGUUUCAUCCUGUGACCUCAGCUUUGCUGUGACCCAUAUAGUCAGAUGAUACACUGUUAUGUACAUCAUACAGUCCGCUGGAUAAAAAAACAUAUAUUUUUAGUGAGUGAUCAAAUGCUUUUUAUCAAGCAAGAACCAGAUAGCAAUUUUAUGUUAGCUUACUAAGAAGCUGUACUUAAAUGAAACAUACUUGGCGAGGAAGUGGUUUAAAAGUGCCUUCUGCCCAUGUGUCAUGGAGGAGCUUUCCUGUGAUUGGGGCAGUACAGAAUGCUUCACUUCCAUAGAUAUAUGUGUGUGUGUGUGUAUAUAUAUAUAUAUAUACACACACACACAUAUACUCCUUAAGCCCUACAACCAAGUUAAGCAACUGCUUAAUUAUGUCAAACGCUUUCAAAGCACAACUACGCAAUUUUUUUUUUUUUUUUUAAUUGGAAAAAAAGGAGGAUCCUCUUAUUAAACGCAUUCUGUUACAUACUUUCAAAUAAAACUCUUUCUAAUUACAGGUCUAUUGUGAGUAUCAAGAUAAGGAAGACUGUAUGAUGAAAGGACCUCUUAUUUGUAGUGUUUAACAUUAGCUUUUAAGCUUUUAAUGAGGUUUGGUCUUAACCAGUAUGCACUUUCAUGAAUGUCAUUUCAUUUGAGGUACCAUUUUAACAACAGGAGUAAUUUCAUUCAUUUUACAAGGUUGUGUAUUUGGGCCUGUUUACACUAAGACAGACAUUCAGUGAGAUAAACAUUUGAAUUUGAUUAAACAGCUGACACAAACAUUUGCAUACUGUCUAUGUGACAGAAUUUUUUUACGGAUAGGUGUUCUUAAGGGAUAGAAAAUGUUCAUUAUUUACUCACUCUCAUGUUGUUUCCAAACAUGUAUGAAUUUCUUUCUUCUGUUGAACUCAAAAGAAUGCAUUUUGAAAAAUCUGCUGGUAGCUGUUGACUUCCAUGGUAUUUUUAUUCAUACUAUGGAAGUCAAUGACUGUCGUUAGCUGUUUUAGUUACUAACAUAUUUUUGAAAUAUCAUCUUUUGUGUUCAACAGAAGAAAGAAACUCAUACAGGAACUUGAGGGUGAGUAAAUGAUGACAGAAUUGUGCUUUUUUUGGUAAAAUGUCCCUUUAUCUCUUAUCUAUCGCACUGCGAAUAAAGCUGGCCAACCAAUAAGAUUCAGGCUUUUUAGUCACAUGCCCAGAGCCACUGCUAUUAAAAACUGAUUUGUUGGCACUUACAGACAAUACAGUGUCUGUAGCACAGCAGGGUUUUUCUUUCUUUUUCAUAAACGCCACCUACUGUCCUGGAGAGAAACUGCAUUUUCAUUCAGCACUAGUGCAGUUUUUUUACACAUUGGUCUAAAUAGACAAAUUGAAUGCAAACAUUGAACUGCAUUUUUGUUCCAAUCAUAAAAAUCAUCUUGGUAUAAACAGACUUUUAUUAAAGCCUCAUUUUAAUACACUGCAUCAGUUUUUUUUUUUUCCUAGAAAGGUAGUCGAUUUAAAAGGCAAGUUGGAAUUAAAACGUUAUUAAAACCUAGAAACUUUAAACUAGCCUGAAUUCUUUGCUUUUGACAUCCUCCUUUUAGAUCGAUUCAUUUUCGUUUAUGAAUCUGCCACAGACAUUAAAAUGAGGCAGGCUUUUGUUUUAUAAGAUUGUUUGUCGGUAUACUCUGGUUUGUUUUGUCAUAUCGAUAGGAUGAAGUUGUUUUGCUAUGAUGGUGUGGAGUGGAGCAAGAACAGAGACACUGGUUAUGAUUCCUUGAAUGUUCUGACUGACUGACGUCGGGUCAUUGAGAGCACAGAGAAUGAGCCAGAUGUGACGAGUUUGUGUGAGAUAAAGCAGUGGAGUAAAGCCUCACAAUGCACUAUACAAGCACAUCUUGAGGUGAUUUAUGCGUGACAAUUAAUGAAGCUUGACAGCCUUUAUGAGCAACCGAAAUAGGUUUAGGUACACAUUUUAGUUACAGGCCUGUAGUGUCAGUGUGUUUUGUUCAUGCCGAAGUGGGUUUGUUCUUUGU